Bombus pyrosoma is the source of this 2103-nucleotide messenger RNA. RefSeq names its product copper homeostasis protein cutC homolog. The record is from RefSeq and is a predicted model, not a curated record. Bases 1003 to 1722 code for a protein of 239 amino acids. The transcript has 3 exons. NCBI's taxonomy places the organism in Eukaryota, Metazoa, Arthropoda, Insecta, Hymenoptera, Apidae. Gene Ontology annotation, molecular function: copper ion binding.
GAUUUUGGAAAAUUUCUUUAAUUUUGACAAAUGAUAGAAUAUUGCAUCUACUGAAGAAGAACGAAGAAAGAAUCCUCCAGAACCUAAGCAAUUUGGUAUUAAUAUUCCACGUGAAAAAUCAAAAAGUACCUCCUUAAGUAAAACAUAAUUCCUAAUACUACGUAUUUAAGACAGCAAUUAGUAUUAUCUUAAUAGUACAUAUUAUUAAUCAUUUAAAUUUGUAUAUUCAGUAUUUUUGCCUCAAACUGAUGUAUUAUUUUAUUAAUCAUAGAAAUCCUUGCCGCAUUUUCAACUAGAUUCUAGUAAAUAAAUCAAUACUAUAUUGGGAUAAGAAUUUUUGGAAAUAUUCCACGACAUUGCACACAACUAUCCUUUUAGGAGACGGCGCUUCAGAGGUCAUUGGAGAGACAGGCGAAUGGCCAAUGAAUAUAUUGUCCCACGAGCUUACCCGCCCUUUUAUCUCAUUUCAUUUCCUGGAAAUGCCCUGAAGCGCCUUUUUCUUUUCCAUACUUUUACAUCUUAACAUUAAUUACUUAUCAUAUGUCUCCUUUUAUUUCCGUCUAUUCUUCUCCCGAGCUGACAGGAAGAGAAAUACUCCAUUCAUUAUCUUUCACGAUUACGUAACGUUGCAAAUAAUACAGUGCAUCUCUGCAGAUGGCGUAAUAGUCGUAUUAAUGACACAUCGCUGGCAAUCGUUACCAUCCACGUGUAUUAAUUAUUCGCAUCUUUGUGUUUUUCUUUCGUUUAUCUCAAUUUAUUAAGUAUCGCGUUUCUUAAAGCAAAUGAUCAGAAAAUCUAUGUAAUUCCAACAUGAAUCUUUCGUCAUAAAUAACACGGUGUUAUUUUCAAAAUAAGACAACUGUCACAGUGAUAACGUGGUAUCAGAGAGGAAAUUUGUUAUCAUUGUUUGUUUCAAACAGAGAGUACCAAAGUACAAUCAGCUAGUUACUUUCUUCGUUGUACCCUCUAGCGGGAAAUUGGCAACACUUUCAAACAGGAACAAUGGAAAUCUGCAUCGAUUCUAUAGAAUCAGCGAAAAACGCGAUCAGAGGUGGUGCAACGAGACUCGAAGUUUGCUCUGCCCUUUCCGAGGGUGGUUUAACGCCCACUCCUGGCUUUUUGCGAUUACUUAAAAUCAUUUCACCGUUACCACUCUACGCUAUGCUUCGAACACGUUCUGGAAAUUUUAUAUACACGAAGGAAGAAAUGGAUGUUAUGCUGCUGGACUUAAAACUAUUGAAAGAACACGGUGCUAGUGGAUUCGUUUUUGGUGCAUUGACACCAGACAACGAAAUUGAUGUAAAAUCUUGUCAAGACAUUCUUUCUGCUGCUCGACCAUUACCAGUAACCUUUCAUCGAGCCUUCGACGAAGUCAACGACCCCUUAAAAUCCUUGCAAAUUUUAAUAAACCUAGGUUUUGAAAGGGUUCUGACUUCUGGCCAAAAGGAUACUGCCGAGGAGGGGUUAGAAUUAAUACAGAAGCUCGUUCAAGAGGCUCAAAAUAAAAUUAUCGUAAUGCCAGGUUCUGGUAUUACUAAAGAUAAUAUCUUAAAAAUAAAAGUGGCAUCUGGAGCGGAAGAGUUUCAUGCAUCUGCUAGAAAGAUGAUAACUUCGCAUGGUACAAAUAGAGUUAAAAUUGGCGCUAAUAAAGAAACUUGUAUUAUGGUGACUGACCAGGAAAUGGUAGAAGAAAUGGUUCGAAAUGUUCCAGUUGUUUUUUGAAUAUGAUUUUAAUGGUUUUCAUGAUUUUAUUAACACUUUCAACAAUUAUACUUGUCAAAAACACUAAUAAAUAAUAGUUCAUAAUAAGCGAAUAUUUGUCAAAAAAUUUUUACAACUCUAUAUUAGAAAAAAAGAUGUUUCAAAUUGUCUAUAUAUCAAUUUCAAUCUCGAUAAAAAUUGUUAAAAUGUUGAAUCAUGUUUGAACGUAAAUUGCAAUAUCUACUGUUCAGUAAAAUACGAAAUCGAGAAAAAAUGCGACGAUAUGAGUUACGCAGAUACACUGACUUUAAAGCAGCGUAAGAGGCAUGAAAAAGUGCGCGCAAUAGCAAAAUUAUAUUAAUAAUCUAAGUUAUAUAAAUAAAUACUUGUAUGAAAAAAUGA